Messenger RNA from Bubalus bubalis (water buffalo), 2462 nucleotides. It is a transcript of the gene REC8, whose product is annotated as REC8 meiotic recombination protein. Gene Ontology annotation, cellular component: synaptonemal complex; cohesin complex. Lineage: Eukaryota; Metazoa; Chordata; Mammalia; Artiodactyla; Bovidae. The coding region runs from base 586 to 2337 and encodes 583 amino acids. Gene Ontology annotation, biological process: synaptonemal complex assembly; mitotic sister chromatid cohesion; replication-born double-strand break repair via sister chromatid exchange. Gene Ontology annotation, molecular function: chromatin binding; protein binding. The record is from RefSeq and is a predicted model, not a curated record. The transcript has 19 exons.
AGCCCCCUGUUGCCUCGGACUAGGCUACUUAGCGCCCCGAACAGAGCGCCCCCAAGUUGACCCUGUUCCCCAUUGGCUGCUCUGGAGACCGCGCCAUCUAAUGAGGAGCAAAGUGCAAAGCACCAGAGCACGGGCUCCCCGCGGCGGGAUCUAGGCUGCAGGAGCAGGCCGGCAGUGGCCGAAGCUGCGCAACAGUCAGCUGCCGGGCCUAUCUGCAGAGGACAACCGUUCUCUUUCGGACCGGGCCUGGGCUGUAGCUCGGACCCUCUUCCUUCGCGAAUCUUUGCAUCUCCAACCUGGAACCCAACCUGCAAGGCUCCCGUUAAGUUCGAAGCACCCACGUGGUGUGCAGACUGGCUCAGGGCUGACGUAUAUCCAGUCUGUGUCUCCAUUUACUUAUCCCCUUAAUCAUUUAUCCACCCAUACAUAGUUCAUCGGUUCCUUUAUUUGGCAUUCUGGGUCCACCUGCCACGCUACCUGUCCACAUCCUUCUCUCCAACGGUUUGGGAAAUUCUGUACCCUGAAGAAUUUGGAUUGACCUCUGAACGGAAGUGGUGUAGACGAGGGUGAAACCCUGGAGGGACCAUGUUCUAUUAUCCCAAUGUGCUUCAGCGCCACACCGGCUGCUUCGCCACCAUCUGGCUGGCAGCGACGCGGGGCUGCCGGUUGGUGAAGCGCGAAUACCUGAACGUUAAUGUGGUGAAGACCUGCGAGGAAAUCCUCAAUUACGUGCUGGUGCGAGUUGAGCCCCCGCUGCCGGGUGCACCGCGGCCCCGCUUCUCGCUCUACCUCUCAGCGCAGCUCCAGAUUGGCGUCAUCCGGGUCUACUCUCAACAAUGCCAGUACCUUGUAGAAGACAUCCAGCACAUCCUGGAGCGCCUGCACCGGGCACAGCUGCAGAUCCGCAUUGAUAUGGUGGAGACUGAACUACCCAGCCUGCUGCUGCCUGACCACCUGGCCAGGAUGGAGACUCUGGAAGAUGCUCCAGACCCCUUUUUUGGGAUGAUGUCUGUGGAGCCCAUGCUGCCUGAUCCCUCUGAUAUCCCUCAGGUUCGACACCUUCUAGAGGCCGUGACCCCAGAGAAAGUUCCUGAAGAGAUCCCUCCUGAAGUCCCCGUAGAGCCUCGGAAGCCAGAAAGGAUUCGGGUCAGCCCUGAAGCCAUCACGAUCCGGGAGGCAGAGCCCAUACGUAUGCUGCGGAUCGAGGGUGAACUGGACCUCCCAGAAAUCAGCCGCCGAGAAUUGGACCUGCUGAUUGCUGAGGAGGAGGAAGCCAUCUUGUUAGAGGAACGUCGGCUAGAAUUAAAAGAGGAGCCCUGGGCCCCAGAGCGGGAGAUCACAGUACCCCCGCCCUCGCCUUUAGCUCUUGUAGGGUUGGAGGAGGUAGCAGAGCCACUUCCCAGCGAGGUCCUGGCCCCGGAGGAGCUGAAGCCGGUAGGCUGGGAGCCGGAGGUCCCACUUCCCGAGGUGACGCCCCCGCCGGAGCUGCGUCCGCCACCCAUCCCAGUCAGCCCUGAGUGGAGGCCCCCAGUCCCCCCACCUCCCAGGGGCCCACCAGCUCGCCGUCGCCGCCGCCAGUUAUUAUUCUGGGACGAAGAGACUCAGAUCUCCCGGAAAGAAUUCCAGGAACAACUGCAAACCAGAGCCCACUGCAGGGAGUGUCCAAUGGUCCAGCCUCCUGAGAGGAUGAUCAGGACCCCUGUGGAGUUGUUCCGAAACCCGACUUACUCUGGCUGGCUACCCCCAGAACUGCUGGCUUUCUGGACCCACUGUGCCCAGCCACCUCCAAGGGCACUAAGGCGAAGGCUGCCUGAGGAGCUAGAAGAGGCUGAGAGGGAGGCAGCGGCUGAGGAGGAAAGGAGAAAGGCUGAGACUCCAAGCGAUAUUGAGCUCCUGAGGGAGGCCCAGGAGCCCAGUGGGCCCCUCAUGGUAUCUUCUGAGAUCUCCCUGGAAGUAGCUGAGGAGGAGAAGUCCCGCAUCAGCCUCGUGCCCCCAGAAGAGCGGUUGGCCUGGGUGGAGGCGGAGCAGCCAGAGGCCCCUGCGCUGCCCGUGGUGCCUGAGCUCCCAGAGGUGCCCGUGGAGCUGCCCGCGGAGCUGCCCCCAGAGCCCGAGCUGCUCUCGCUGGAGGCUGUGCACAGGGCAGUGGCGCGGGAGCUGCAGGCCGACAGGGAGCCCGACUUCAGCAGCCUGGUGCCACCUCUCAGCCCCCGCAGGAUGGCCGCCCGCGUCUUCUACCUGCUCCUGGUGCUUGCCGCGCAGCAGAUCCUUCGUGUGAAACAAGAAGAGCCAUAUGGGCGCCUCCUGAUCCAGCCAGGGCCCCGAUUCCACGACAGUUAAGAGCCAAUUUACAAAGCUGCCAGGCAACCAACUACAUUAAACUGUGUCCUUUUGAACGUGUAUCUCUGUCCUUCCUGCUCCUAGAGCUACCGUUCAAGAAGAAAAUAAAUGCCUUUAUUACAGAA